GCGCAGGCGCGGGAGAACUCUGUGGCAGUGCGCGUGCUCGGUGUAUCCCAUGCCGGUCCAGCACAUGCGCGGCCAAUUGAUCUUCUCGUCGGAUUGUCGGUGGAGAGACCCCGGGAAGAUGGCGGAGCAGGUGCAGACCCUGUGCGAGCAGCUGGUGAGGGCUGUCACCAUCAUCAUGGAACCCGUCUCCACCCAGGAACACCGGCUGGAGGCUUUGAGGUUCUGUGAGGACUUCAAGGAGACCUGCCCCCUGUGCGUGCCCUGUGGUCUGCAGCUGGCGGAGAAGACGCAGCCCCCCGUCAUCAGACACUUUGGUCUGCAGGUUUUGGAGCACGUUGUCAAGUUUCGCUGGAAUGCCAUGGAACGAGGGGAGAAGGUGUGCCUGAAGGAUAGCGUGAUGGGCCUCAUCGCUGGUGGCAUUCGCCCCAUCUUAGAGGAAGAGGGCCACAUCAAGGACGUGUUGGCCAGGAUUGUGGUGGAGAUGAUAAAGCGGGAAUGGCCUCAGCACUGGCCGGACAUGCUGAGCGAGCUGGACGCUCUCACCAAGAACGGGGAAGUUCAAACGGAACUGGUCAUGUUCAUCCUCUUACGACUGGCGGAAGACGUGGUGACAUUUCAAACUCUGCCAACCCAGCGGAGGAGGGACAUCCAGUCUACCAUGACACAAAACAUGGACAAGCUCUUCACCUUCAUGCUGGGAAUCCUGGGAGACAGCGUGCACCACUAUCAGCAGCUGAAAGGAGACCCAACACAGAAGGAGAAGUGCCAGGGACUGUGCCGGGUGGCGUUGGCAACUCUGAACACACUGGCAGGAUACAUCGAUUGGGUGUCCAUCAAUCAUAUCACCGCGCAGGACUGUAAACUGCUGCAGAUGUUGUGUCUGCUGCUGGCUGAAGAGGAUAUGCAGGUGGAGGCAGCCGAGUGUCUGCUCAUCGCUGUCAGCAGAAAGGGAAAGUUGGAGGACCGAGCACCUCUCCUCAACCUGUUUGCAGACAGUCCCAUGCACUUUAUCAUGACGGCUGCCCAGAAGGCUCACGGGGAAGGCUUACAGGAGAAGCGCUACAUCUUCCUGAAGAGGCUUUGCCAAGUGGUGUGCGCUCUGGGCAGUCAGUUGUGCACCCUGACGGCGUCUCCCGAGAACAAGAUCAAGAUCCCGAUGACUUUCGGCAAAUACCUGAAAUCUUUACUGGAUUUCACUGCGCACCCCAGCCAGUUCCUGAAAUCUUCCACCAUGAUGACGUGGGGGUCUCUCUUCAGACACGAAUUACUAUCGAAGGACCCAGCUCUUCAGGCCAUCGGUCCAGAAUUCCUGCGAGUUUCUAUGAGUAACAUAGUCCGGAUGGGCUACCCUUCCAAGAACAACAGUCCCAGCUGUGAAUAUUCCCGACUCGACUUCGAUAGUGACGAGGACUUUGUAAACUUCUUCAACUACUUUAAAGCAAUGAUGGGGGAUGUGAUGAGACAAGCGUGCCGUUUGAAUCCUCAUGCCAGCUUUCGUAUGGCGGCUGAAUGGCUUCAGUUCCAGCUCUCUGCUCCGCUGGACCCAGGACCAAAUAGCUCCAAGGCUGGAGAAGGACUCUGCACCCUCUUGUCACCCUCAUUCAUUCAGUGGGAUGCCAUGACGUUUUUCUGCGAGUGUGUCAUCAAUCAGAUCCUGCGAGUGCUCCCCAAAGAGGACCUGCCCGUCUCUCAAGGUGUGGAACUUCUCCAAGCUGUGCUCAACUAUCAGAUCGAGGACCCCCUGAUCCUGUCCUGCCUCCUCACCAACCUCUCUGUGCUCUUCCCCUUCGUGCGCUAUACGAAUGGCUUCAUGCCUCGCGUCCUGACCAAGCUAUUCUCCGCCGUCACCUUUGAGCUGAAUCAUAAGGGUCCCCGAACCCGCCCGGUGAAGGCCGUCCGCCGCCAUGCCUGCUCUUCUAUUAUCAAGAUUUGCCGUGAUUCUCCAGAUCUGGUUCUGCCUCACUUCAACCUCCUGAGCACCCAAGCCAUGCUCCUAUUUAUGAACGAGCAUCUCAGUCAGAUGGAGAAAUAUUCCAUGCUGGAAGUCCAGGUGAUGAUAAGCAACCACUUCAACAAUUAUGAGAAGCAGCAAGAGUUCCUGGCGCAGCUGCUGAGUCCGGCCACCUCCGUCUGGUCAUCCCCGGAAACACAAAGAGCCAUAUCCUCCCCAGAUGAAUUAAUUUCUUAUGUUGGAGCUAAAAUCCUGAAAGGACUAGAGGAAGAGGAGGGACCUUGCCAGACCAACCGCUCUCAGCUGGGUUUCUGCUUUUUUGCGGUGGAAGGGGUGCUGCGAAGAGCCCGAUGGCCCAGUGAUCCUGAGGCAGCAAAAGCUGGUGGAUUUGUUGUUGGCUACACCCCAGAUGGAAACCCCAUUUACCGCAACCCCUGCAGUCAGCAGGUGCUCAAACUUCUGGACAGCAUCUUCUCCCUGGUGCGGACGUUCAACAAUCUGUACCUUCCUGAGGUUGUCCAGAGGAUGGGUGAUUUCUAUGCCAAGUGUUUGGACAUGAUGGAGAUGGAGAAGAAGUGCAUCUUGGGGUUGACGCAGCCUAUCCUGGACACAUAUGACAUCCCCGUGUACCGGAGUACAGAGGAGAGGAUGCAGGGCUUCUUCUGCUCCAUGUUUGACAGCUGCUACCAGACCUUGGGAAACCUCGGACCGUCCCUGUCGCAGGACUUUUAUUCUAUUCCGGACUUGGCAGUUCGUCUGGUUAAUUCGGCUUUCUGCAAUCUCAGCAAUGUGCCGGACUUCCGCCUGCGAGUCAUGCUGCGUCUGUUUGUGAAGCCGCUUAUCCUGUCCUGUCCUCCAGAGAAGUACGAGAGCCUUAUAUGUCCCAUCAUGGGUCCACUGCUGAACUUCCUGCACCAGAGAUUGUCACAGAAAUGGUUGACAAGCAGAGGAGAAGAUUACGCAGAAGUAAACACAGAAUCUUCAGAGAUCCUGGAAAUCGAGUUGGCACGGCUGCUGACCAGAGAGAUGGUGGAUCUGCUUGUUAGUUGCUGCGUGUCCAAGAAAACCUCCGAGCAAAGCGCAAACAAAGUGGAGGUGGACGGACUGCGUGGUGUGAAUCAGGCUGAAGCAGAGGAUGAGGAGAUGAUGAAUCUUGAAGUGCCAUUACCAGGAUCUCUGGAGUUAACCGAACUUGGCAAGUUUCUGAUGUCGAGCGAGGAGGUGUCCUCCCCUUUACUGAUCAGUGCCUUCAGCCCCCUUGUCUGGAUGGACACACCAGCCUGUCAGAAAGCCGCUACUCAGCUGUGCUGGCCCCUGCUAAAACAGGUGAUCUCCGGUUCUCUGCCCUCAGAAGCUGCUCUUUGUUUCUUCACAAAUAUUCUGCACGGUCUUCAGACACACGGUCAGCAUGAAGCCUGUAAUGCCUCCCUGGUGAGCCUGUCGUUCCAGGUUUAUGAAGCUCUGCGUCCACGCUUUCCGGAGCUGCGUCUGGUGAUAGAACAAGUCCCAGAGGUCCAGCUGGAAUCCUUGCAGCAGUUUGACACCAAACUUCUCUCCUCGGGCCAGAAGGCAUCGGAGAAGAAGAGGAAGGAUCACUUUCGCCGACUCAUCUCCGGGUGUAUCGGGAAACCUCUUGGCGAGCAGUUUCGGAAAGAAGUUCACAUCCGGAACCUUCCCUCCUUAUUCCAGAAGAAACCUCGCCCGGUGCUUGAAGAAUCGAUCCUCGGAGGCUGCGCAGAAGCUCUGCCGUCAUUAUUUCAGCAGUGAUCUCCGGCUCGGUUCCCUGGACCCGCCGGAUGGAUUCUCCCGAACCACAUCCCCCUUACGUCUCUGGACACGGGGUCACUACAGAGAAGAGCAUGCUGGUCUCUGACCCGCCUGCAGCUUCUUCAUCUCUUCUCCCCCUAUGGGGGUCUGAUAUUCAAUAAACUAAUAUAGACAUUCCCUGCCAGCGGUUAACGGUGGUGUUGACUGCCCAGCGCUAGUCAGUCCCCUCAUCUGGGACUCCAGCGAUCACGGGCCGGUGUUGGAAGAUCCGUCGGGGCUGAGGCGAUGCCAUGCCAGCAGCAGCGGCGGCGUCUUGUACAAUAUUUGUGUUCUCGAAUGAAGGAGGGUGAUAAUAUUAGAGAUAAUAUCUCUGCAACUACCAACCAAAGCACCUCCGGUGUCCAGCGUCCUUCAGUGGGAGGAGCUAUUUAUUUCAUGACCAAACAUGUUUUUUUUUAAAUCAUUUUCAAGAGAUGAAAUUCAUACCGCUGCCAACUUCCGAUUCCCAUGAUCCUUUGCCAUUGACCAGACAUUGAUUUGGUAGUUGGCAGACUUUAGGAUCGAAGGGUUUUUUGUUUGUUUUUUUUAUCAAUUCUGGUGCAGUCGCUCCGUC
Molecule: messenger RNA, 4331 nt
Organism: Nanorana parkeri
Lineage: Eukaryota; Metazoa; Chordata; Amphibia; Anura; Dicroglossidae
Gene: XPO5
Product: exportin 5
Exons: 32
Coding region: 50-3718 (1222 amino acids)
Biological process (GO): RNA export from nucleus; protein export from nucleus
Cellular component (GO): nucleus; RNA nuclear export complex; cytoplasm
Molecular function (GO): RNA binding; nuclear export signal receptor activity
Source: RefSeq, a predicted model, not a curated record